AUGUAUUCAACAAUAACGAAUGGACUUUCAAGAAGCGCUAAAAGACGAAAAUUACGAUUAAUGUGUAUUGAUUUAACCGGUGAUAUUGAAAAAAAUAAUGAAGAAAAUAGUCCAAAUAAAUAUGAAUUUGCUGAUAUAAAAGAUUCAUGUAAAAUUGAUUAUAAUGGAGAAUUAAUUGAAUUUAAUGUAAAACAAUUAAUUAAUAUUAAAAAAUUAGGUGAAGGAAGUUUUGCUGUAGUUAAUUUAACUAAACUUGAACAACGAUCAGAUGUUAUAUUUGCAUGUAAAAGAAUGACACUUGAAGAUCAUGGAAAUAAUAAUUAUACAUCUCAAAGUGAUUUAAAAGCAAUGAGAGCUGUUGGAAAUGAUCGUCAUCCUCAUAUUGUUCAUUUUUAUGCUGCUUUAAUUGAUUUAACUGAUGGACAAAUAAUUAUUUGUAUGGAACCUCUUGAAACAAGUAUGGAUAAAUUUUAUCCAAUUAUUCAUUCACAUUUUAAACCAAACAAUAUUUUAUUAGAUUUAUUUAUAACAAGAUUAGCUAAACAUAUUGUCUUAGCACUUGAUUAUCUUAAAUCGAAAAAUUUAAUUCAUCGUGAUGUUAAACCACAAAAUAUGUUAAUUUCACGUCCAAUUAUAUUUAAAUUAUGUGAUUUUGGAAUUUGUGGAAUUUUAAAAGAUUCGGUUUCAUCAACUCAUCUUGGAUCAUUAAGAUAUUUACCUCCUGAACGUCUUGGAAAUGUUUGUUCUUAUGGAACACGAUCUGAUAUGUGGGCAUUAGGAAUGAGUCUUCUUGAAAUAAGUCAAGGUCAUCUUCCAUUAGCUUCGGAACCAAUUAUGUCAUUUAUGGCUCAGAUGAAAAAUGGAUGGCAACCAGAUUUACCUUUAACACUCAAUGAAAAUACUCGAGAUUUACUUUCACUAUUACUUCGUCAUGAUGUAAAUGAACGUCCACGUUAUUAUUCUGAUAUAUUAUCAAUGUCAUCAAUGAUAUCUGUUGAAGAAAAUCCAUCAAAUGAUGAAAUUAAUCUCGUUAAUUAUGUUCUUGAUGCAUUACCACCAAAAACACCUGAAUAA
Molecule: messenger RNA, 1074 nt
Organism: Rotaria sp. Silwood1
Lineage: Eukaryota; Metazoa; Rotifera; Eurotatoria; Philodinida; Philodinidae
Source: the annotation of a GenBank genome assembly